This is a messenger RNA of Durusdinium trenchii, 1209 nucleotides long. NCBI's taxonomy places the organism in Eukaryota, Dinophyceae, Suessiales, Symbiodiniaceae. The record is from the annotation of a GenBank genome assembly.
AUGUUCGCAUGGUGUGCCGCGCUGAGGGCGCAGCAACAUGAUGUUGAUGGCUUGCAAGUCCGUGAGCAAGGACAAGUUGGUGAGGGUGGCUUUUCCACCAUAUGGCGUGUGCAUUUGGUGGCCGACCGGGGUCCUGAUGAUGAGCGGCUCCCUACCACAAUGGCAUUGAAAAAGACCAUUUGCCAGGAUGAGGAGCGUUUGGACCUGGCGCGGAAUGAGGUGGAGCUCCUGAAGCGUGCGAGCUCGGAGGGGAGACAUGCAGGGAGAGAGUUCUUGGUGCAGUACUUCUCUCACAAGGAACUAGCGUGCCAAAAAGGCGGCAACGCCAUGACGGAGGUGCAGCUACUGAUGGAGUGGUGCGGUGGCGGCUCCUUGCUCUCGCGGAUUUUGGGUCCGGAGACUGUGGCCAUCGCGCGUUGUCCGAAUAUGCCGGAGGCGGAGGGCCUGGAUUGCAACUGGCAUUCCUACGAGGAGGUGGGCAUGUCCUCGCGAGCGCUUGCAGAGGGCCUGCGAGAGGUGGUGGAUGGCAUGGGGCCUUCGGUGAUUUUGGGACUCCUCAGCGCUGUGAGUGAGGAGUGGUUUCUGACGGACUUCGCCUGCACCUUGGCUGGUUUGCCACUGGUCACCAUGCACCGCAGCACGGAUGAAAAGACCUUGGCCCAAAUCCUGGAGCAGACCAAGAUGUCCGUCUUGAUCCUUUCCCAGCACCUCCGGCCAGUGCUUCUCGGAGCUCAACGGUUGAUCCCUUCGCCCCUGCGGCGGGUGAUUUGGAUCGAGGAUGCUCCCGACCCCUACGGCCGCUGGCGCGCAGCCUCGGUCGCCCUGGCGCCCGCUCCGGACGCGCCCGGCGGUGGAGCCUGGCGCUCGGAGCGGUGGAGCGCGGUGCUGGCGCGGGGCGCGGCGGCGCCGCUGGGGGCGGCGGUGCGGCGGGAGGAGGGCUUCGUCCUCAAGCUGCUGCCGUCCAGUGGGAGCACCGGGAAGCCGAAGCUGGUGCCAGUGACGGAGAAGAUGCUGUUCCAAGGUGGCACUGCCGCGGUGCAGUGCUCGGUGGAGGUGGUGGUGUACGCCUACGAGGCCUUCCGCCAAAGCCACCAGGUCCUCCUGCAGGGCGGCCGCAUCGGUGCCUUCUCCGGUCGCUUGGGCGACGGCCUCCUGCGCGACGCGCACACGCUGCGGCCCACGGCCUUUGCUGCGCCGCCGGCGGUGUGA